AUGGCAUAUGUUGAGAACUCGAUUGGUCAUUGUGACGAGGUGGCACCCGUCCCCCUCGCGCCGCCACGAUCCUCGGAAAUCAUCUCCAGAACCAAGGCAGGGCCGUGUGGUCCAUCUCUCAACCUGCUCCUUGAGCACUACUUUCAUCAUGGACCGGGCAAAGAUUCGCCUGAGGAGAUCGCGCCAAAGGCCGCCGCAUCUGCCCUCAAUGCAUCACUCAGCAACUACCUCUACUACCGCUACUUCCGCUGGAGGCAUCGAACCAAGCUCUUCGUUCUUCAAGGAAGGAACGUCAUGUACGCUCCUAUAUUCAGCAAGCGCCACAAACCGGGAAUUUCAGCUAAAGCAGUGCCGUCAACGUUGGGCACCCUGCCCACCCGCCUGCAGCUGGGUCUUCUUGUUUGGGCUACUUUACUUUGCUCACGUGCCUCUCGUAUCGACAUCCCCUUUGCAGCCACUUACGAUGAUGCCGCCAGAGCCUUUAGAAACCGAACUGGUGUCCUUGCUGUCGUCAACAUGAUUCCCUUGUUCCUCAUGGCCGCCAGGAACAAUCCUCUCAUCAAUCUUCUGGGUAUCUCAUUCGACACGUUCAAUCUUCUCCAUCGUUGGUUUGGUCGCAUUGUCAUCCUCGAGGCUAUUGCCCACACGAUGGCAUUCAUGUCCGCUCAAGCCCACUCGAAAAGCUGGGAGGCUGGCUUCCAGACCGUUCUCGCUGUACCGUCCUUCUUCUGGGGCUUCCUAGGAACGUGUGGUUUCUGCGCCAUCUUCAUCCAGGCUUGGAGUCCUAUCCGACACGCCUUUUACGAAAUAUUCAAGCUUCUGCACAUUGUCCUCGCCAUUCUCGCUGUCAUGGGAACGUGGUAUCAUCUCCACCUCAAGGAUCUCCCGCAGCUUCGCUACUUGAUUGCCGCCAUUGUCAUCUGGGCCGUGGACCGUCUUUGGCGUGUUUUCAGGGUCAUAUACGGCAACUUCGGCCGAGGUGGCAGCCAAGCGCUCGUCGAGGCACUUCCAGGCAAUGCUGUGCGUGUAACCGUCAACAUGGCCCGACCAUGGACCUUCAGGCCUGGGCAACAUGCCUACAUGUAUAUGCCGUCACUCAGUUACCUGCAAUCGCAUCCAUUCUCUGUGGCCUGGAGCGAAGACGCCGAGGACCUCAGCUCCGAGAAGCUUACCAUGAACCGGCAGGAUAUUCUGGAGAUGCGCAAGACUACCAUAUCAUUUGUUAUCCGAGGAAGAACAGGGUUCACCAACACGCUCCUCCAAAAGGCAUCGGCGUGCCCACGUGGCCAGAUGCACACAACCUGCAUGGUUGAAGGGCCGUACGGCGAGUUGCACAACAUGAAGUCUUAUGGCACUGUCAUGUUGUUUGCUGGUGGUGUCGGGAUCACACAAGCAGUGCCUCACGUGCGAGAUCUCGUCAUCGGCUACGCGAAUGGAACUGUGGCCACGAGGCGCAUUACAUUGGUGUGGGUCAUCCAGAGCCCUGAACAUCUUGAAUGGAUCCGGCCGUGGAUGACACAAAUCUUGGCCAUGGACAAACGCCGAGAUGUCCUCCGCAUCAUGCUUUUCGUGAGCAGGCCCCGCUCGAGCAAGGAAAUACACAGCCCCUCUGCCACGGUUCAGAUGUUUCCUGGCAGACCCAACAUUGAUACUCUGUUGGCUGCUGAGAUGGAGCAACAGGUCGGUGCCCUGGGGGUUACCGUUUGUGGACCUGGUGUUCUCAGUGAUGACGUGCGACGCGCUGUGCGGCGCUCGCCAGUAUGAUGGCGAGAUUGACUUCGUGGAGGAAGCUUUCUCUUGGUAACGCCAACAAGGGUCAUUGUUUGUUGUCUUGCUUCAGGGGGCAAGACAGAAUCUCGUUCCGACUAGUGUAGAGACGACACGGGCGGGUUACUUUGUACAUAUAGGGACUUUUUGUAUCCAACCUAGGCCAUGUCAUGGCUAUGCUUGUGCCUCUUCCAAUGACGACAUU
Messenger RNA from Verticillium alfalfae VaMs.102, 1972 nucleotides. Its product is annotated as ferric reductase transmembrane component 3. NCBI's taxonomy places the organism in Eukaryota, Fungi, Ascomycota, Sordariomycetes, Glomerellales, Plectosphaerellaceae. Gene Ontology annotation, biological process: intracellular iron ion homeostasis; copper ion import; iron ion transport. Gene Ontology annotation, molecular function: ferric-chelate reductase activity. Bases 1 to 1764 code for a protein of 587 amino acids. The transcript has 5 exons. The record is from RefSeq and is a predicted model, not a curated record. Gene Ontology annotation, cellular component: plasma membrane.